Cryphonectria parasitica EP155 is the source of this 837-nucleotide messenger RNA. RefSeq lists its product as uncharacterized. The record is from RefSeq and is a predicted model, not a curated record. Bases 1 to 837 code for a protein of 278 amino acids. NCBI's taxonomy places the organism in Eukaryota, Fungi, Ascomycota, Sordariomycetes, Diaporthales, Cryphonectriaceae. The transcript has 7 exons.
AUGGAGAUCUCGUCCAGCGCAGUGUUCCAAAAGUUUGAGGAAUAUGAAGCCUACGAGAACCUUGAUUUAGUACACUACAGCGCUGAUAUUGUGAGAGAAAGAUUCAACAGGGGUGUUCUCAACAAGAAUAUGAUUCUCGAGAGGUACACUGAGCAAGCGAGGUCCAGUCUUGCAAAAUUGCUCCACGGCAUAGAGCAGUGCUUCGAGGAGGCCUCUGGCGCAUCAGGCAGGCGACUCUCCACAAAAGAGCCAGACGAACAUGCCGUCGCCGUACUGUGCAGGCUCAUCAACUUUCACGCCUCGUUCCCCUUCCCGCCCGUGUGGACAAGCGGAGAUGGCGCCGCCACGCCUGUCAUCGACAAGGCGGCGUUCGUCCGGGCCCUUUCCCUCCUCACACUUCACCCGCCCCCACCACACACACCACCCCUCGCCCAGCAAGCCACGCACGGCACGAGCACAGGCAGCGACCCCAACGCCCUAACCUGCACCCUGCACUUCACCACCAAGGGCGGAAAAGGCUGGUCGUCAACCCCAAGCCCAUGCCCGGCGCAGCUGGACGAUCUCGACUGGGACCCCGAGGCAGGCCAGGUCUGCUACGUAGCCCACGAGGACGAGCGCAGUGUCGACGUCCUCGAUAGGCUGAUGAGGAGGCCGAACCGUGAUGCGUUCGAGGUUGGGCCCCGCCGAACCUGCCUCGGUGCGCCGCUGGACGUUGGUAUCAAGGACAAUGUUUCUCUCACCUGGGAAGCGUUCGACCACAGUCUAUCCGUUGAGGGACACAUCGCUUCUGUUGCCGACUCUCUCGACGACAAGAUCGCUUCCUUAUUCCAGCAUUAG